AUGGUGGACGCCGAGGCGGACCACGAGAACAAUUCUCUCCCCGUCAACACAUUCAAGCUCCUCCUCGCCGACAACACCGUCGUGUACAAGAACGCCGGCGACCUCAAGGUGGUCGACAGGAGCUACCUACGCCCCGACGACGUGGUCGGCUCCGUGUCCGACGAUAAUGGCCAGCUCGGUGUCAUCACCGGCGUCAACACCACGCUCGACCUGGCCAAGCGCGACACGGAGACGCAUGUCUUCACGGGCGUGUCCCCUUCUACCCUCCGUCGUGUAAGGAGCUUCAACCUUGGCGACUUCGUCGUGUCCGGGCCAUGGCUCGGCCAGGUCGUCGAGGUGUCCAUCGACGUGGAUGUGCUGUUUGAUGAUGGGGCGGUGUGCAGGGUAACCAACGCAGAAUCCAAGAAGCUAAAAGGAGUGGAUGGCACCGUCGCCCGCAGAAACACCAUGUAUCGUCAUCAAAUGAACAGUCUCCUCAACCCCGGGGAGCACGUGAGCGCACCAGACCCUUGUUCCCUCUUCAAGGCGGCACGCUGGCUCAACGGCUCCUGGAAUCCGAACCGUGAGAUAGGCAAAGUCAGCAAGGUGCAGACGUCUGGCGUCCUUGUCUACUGGAUUGCAUCCAUGCAUCAUGGCACGGACAAGGGGCUCAUCAAGGCAUCGGCCCCUUCCGCCUACCAGAAUCCAGACGAUCUUACUUUCUUCUGUGCCGCGUACGACUGUAGCUGGGGGGUAGCUGACCGAUGCUUUUUUCGCGAAGACAAUGUGACCGAUGAUGAAUGUGAAGCACCAACAGCUCAAGCAAAGGUGGAGAUUCCUAUUGAUGCUAGUGUGAAGAAUUACUUUUUUUUGCUGAUGGAACUGAAUUCAAAAAGCCCGUGGGCAUCAUCAAGAGCUUGCGUGUCAUGGUUCAACAAAGCUAGGGAGGUUGAGUGCGAUGAUAUUGUGACUGUGUACGCCCUGAAAAAAGACUGGUCUCGCCUAUCUGCUGACUAUGGAGAUAUUGUCAUUCGUCUCCUGCCGUCAGGAUCAACCACCGGUGAAAUCACACCAUUGCUAAAGGGCAAGAAGAAGAAGAGUGUGGUUGCAGCCGAUCUUUCAUGGGUGGGGCAUGUUGUUGACCUUCUCAAUGAUCGACACGUCCAAGUCAAGUGGGGCGAUGGUAGCAUGUCAACGGUAUUUCCCCAUGAGAUUGUUGUCGUCGAGGAGGAGCACUAUUUGGAUCUGUUGGAUGAAAUGCACAAUUGGGUAGUGGUUGACAACAUCGUUGAUGCACCUGAAGAACUGGAUACGCCUAACACGUGUCGUUAG
Molecule: messenger RNA, 1311 nt
Organism: Triticum dicoccoides
Lineage: Eukaryota; Viridiplantae; Streptophyta; Magnoliopsida; Poales; Poaceae
Product: probable ubiquitin-conjugating enzyme E2 23
Exons: 3
Coding region: 1-1311 (436 amino acids)
Source: RefSeq, a predicted model, not a curated record